Molecule: messenger RNA, 987 nt
Organism: Daphnia pulicaria
Lineage: Eukaryota; Metazoa; Arthropoda; Branchiopoda; Diplostraca; Daphniidae
Product: DNA-directed RNA polymerase III subunit RPC6-like
Exons: 5
Coding region: 378-857 (159 amino acids)
Biological process (GO): transcription by RNA polymerase III
Cellular component (GO): RNA polymerase III complex
Source: RefSeq, a predicted model, not a curated record
UAUUACCGUCUGCUUUUCUGUUUAGCCAACAGUCAGAAAUUCUGAAAAAAGAUUGUUCAAGUGUCGACGUGUUCUCAAGAUUUGUCGGGAUAUCAACAAGAAGAAAGUGAUCAUCUUUAAAGCACCAGUAACAAAUAAAUUGUUUUGGUGCCUCAACGAGCAACCUGCCAGUAUUAAACUAAAGGGAGUUGACAAAGAAGAGAAUGUGGUUAUGAGGAUCAUUUAAGAGGCAGGAAAUAAGGGCAUUUGGAAUAAAGACAUCUGCACCAAGUCUGGCUUGAAUCCAACAGACCUCAAAAAGAUACUCAAAGCUCACGAAGGGAAGAAUUUGAUCAAAUCUGUCUUGUCUGUUUCAGUUCCAAAGUGAAAAAAUUUGCAUGCUAUUCGAAUUCCAAUCUGACAGAACAGUUACAGGAGGUUCAUGGUACUCCGAAGGUGAAUUUGAAUCAGAGCUGGUGGAUAUUCUGAAUCAGCAAUGCUACAGGAUAUUGCAACAGAAAGCUGAAGCAGCCAAACUUAAAGCUAUGGACGGGCCCUUAAUAGUGCGCAUCGCGUCGUUUCUCUCUUCCAAAGAGAUAUGCCAAAUGAUUUCAGAUCUGAACAUAGUCAAGGUUAAUUUAACAGUUGAAGAAAUCGAAGCCAUUCUCGAAACGCUUGUCUAUGACAGAAAAAUCGAAAUGCGUAUGGUAUCCGAUGGCGAUGAGCAAAUCAAAACGUACAGAACUGUUGAAACGCUCCUGUCUUCUGCUGGAGUUGUUCGAAUCCCCUGCGGAGUUUGUCCAAUCAUCGUGAAGUGCGGUACUGCAGGUGAGGUUCAACCGAAAAAUUGCGCCUAUUAUGAUCAAUGGUUGGAUUAAAAGGAUGAAAUCCCAAGACACUACUAACAUCGAACCAAGGAAGGAUACUUUGAAUUUAAGAGUAAUGUAAAAAUUUAACUUAGAAGACUGUGGAAUGAAAUUUGUAUUAAAACUGUCAUCACAUCUCUCA